UUUGAGCGAACAGGCUAAUUGCACGAAUAACCUCAAAAUUUGAAGAUGGUAAAAUUAAAAUUGAAUAAAAAUUUAAAAACAGUCUCAUUUGAUGAGGAAAUUAUAACAAAAGAUAGUGCGAAUGAGCUACUAUCGCAAGUACAACAGACAAAUGAAAUAAUGGAAAAAUCUAGUGUGAAGACAAAAAAGGGAGAUAUUGUGUCUACAAAUGGUUUAAGAAAUGAUGAUUCAAAUGAAACUAUUGUUACAAACAGAAAAUCCAAAAGAAAAAGGCGAAACAAAGUUGUCAGUGAAAAUAACAUUGGAAAUCAAGAGGUACUUUUGGAAACAAAAAUGAAACGUAUAAAAAGAAAAUUGGUAACAGAUGAUGAAAAUUUAAAAAAUGAUCAAGUUAGUGUUAAAGAUCAGAAUCAAAAUGAGGAGUCAGAGGAAAAAAAAAUGAAAAAAAGAAAGAAAGUUAAAGAUCAUGAAAUUGAAAAAUCAGGACAGCCAGAAGUAACUGAUCAACAAGUUGGUGAAGUUAGUGUGGAAAAUCCAAAAGUAAAAACUAGUGAAUCCAUCAGGGCUCAGAAACGAAAAAAACAUGCAAAGUUAUUAGAAGAAAAACGUUUAAAAGGAGAAGUGGUUAGUCAGCAAAAUGCUUUAAAUUAUUUAUCGAAAUGGAAACAUUGCCGAAGUGAAUGGAAAUUUGAGAAGCUCAAACAGAUUUGGUUGCAGCAAAAUUUGUUCGAUACUAGUAAAAUUCCAAGUGAGUUUUGGGAAACCGCUCUUGAAUAUUUCAAUGGUUCAAAGGGAUUUAUUCGUAAUGUUGUAUUAAGAGAUGCACUGAAAAUUAUAGAGAAGGAAGAAAGUACCGAAGAAGAAAAUGCCGAUGAAAACUAUUUAUUAAUUGUAAAGAGGGCACGUGAUAUUGUACAAAAUUUACAAGAAUAAAUGUAUCUCAAAUUU
Molecule: messenger RNA, 948 nt
Organism: Anoplophora glabripennis (Asian longhorned beetle)
Lineage: Eukaryota; Metazoa; Arthropoda; Insecta; Coleoptera; Cerambycidae
Exons: 1
Coding region: 46-933 (295 amino acids)
Source: RefSeq, a predicted model, not a curated record